AUGUUCAUUCAGUCGUUCACAUACCACUCGUUCAUCAACACACCCGAUUCUUGCGACAGCUACACUUCCAACAACUACAACAGAUCCGCAUCCGUCCACGUAGCAACAUUCAACCAGCACCGAUUUGCAAUCAUCAUCUUUUCUCACACCGGUUGUUCCUUAUCCAUCAGCAUUGCUAUCAUCUACCAGCUCAGUGCGUCGCCAUUCAUCUUUCAGAAUCGUAAAAAAUCACCAAUAUCAGCAACCAAUACAGCCGAGGAUCAGCAACAAGAUAUUGUAUCGCAUCAGCAACCAUCUACUUGUUCUCCAGAUGUCAUUGUACAGCAACCUACUUGUCAACAACCUGCAUUCCUUACAGCAUCUCGGGGAUUUAUGCGCAAUUCACUUGAGACAGUCACUGAGGCAGGUUCAUCACCAUCACCAUCAGCAACAGAGGAGGAACAAUAUGAAGAAACGGUGCCUCCUACCUUGGUUAGGAGCCAACAAUGA
Molecule: messenger RNA, 489 nt
Organism: Lichtheimia ornata
Lineage: Eukaryota; Fungi; Mucoromycota; Mucoromycetes; Mucorales; Lichtheimiaceae
Exons: 2
Coding region: 1-489 (162 amino acids)
Source: RefSeq, a predicted model, not a curated record